Brugia malayi is the source of this 1170-nucleotide messenger RNA. RefSeq names its product GTP-binding/GTP1/OBG domain containing protein. Gene Ontology annotation, molecular function: GTPase activity; GTP binding; magnesium ion binding. Lineage: Eukaryota; Metazoa; Nematoda; Chromadorea; Rhabditida; Onchocercidae. Gene Ontology annotation, cellular component: mitochondrion. The coding region runs from base 1 to 1170 and encodes 389 amino acids. The record is from RefSeq and is a predicted model, not a curated record. The transcript has a single exon.
AUGCGACUAUUGAUUAAGAUGAUCAAACUGCAGCAAAAACUGUAUGCUUCAACAAUUUCUAACGAAGGAGUUAUCAACCGUGAUCGUUUACGACUUUUCGUACGUGCAGGUAAUGGAGGACAAGGAUUGCAACGAUUUAAUGGUGUUGGAGGGAAUGGUGGUGAUGUGAUUAUGGUUGGACAUUCGAAGAUGACUUUUGAAGCGAUGCUGAAGAAUGCUAAACAUCGUGUAUUGAAGGUGCAAGCUCAAAGUGGUAUGAACUCUUCACAGACUUCACUCAUUGGUAUAAAUGGAAGGCCAAAAAUUCUCAAGGUUCCUGUAGGUGUCGAUAUAAUAAAUGCGGAAACUAAAAUGUUGAUAGCACGUUGUUCACGACCAUUCUUCAAUUACGUGAUAGCACGAGGUGGUCAUGGUGGUUGCGCCGAGAAUUGCUUUCAAGCGACGGCUGGUGAGCGGUUUUUCGUCGAUCUCCACCUUAAGCUUCAUCCAAAUAUCGGUUUGAUUGGUUUCCCGAAUGCAGGAAAAUCAACAGUUAUGAAGGCAUUGGUGCCAAAAAGAAACAUCAAAAUAGCCUGUUAUCCAUUUACAACAUUGAAACCUCAACUUUGUUACAUUAAUAACUUUGGAUCGGAAUUAGAAUCAAUAGACGAUGAUGAUGAUUCAUUUAGUUUAUCAAUUGCUGAUCUGCCAGGUUUGUUAGAAGGAGCAGCACUGAAUCGUGGAAGAGGUAGAGAAUUUCUAAAGCAUCUGGAAUUCAGCGAUAUAUUAUUGAUGGUUGUUGAUGUUCUUGGUUUCAAACUUGACUUAUCCUUAAAUAAUCCGUAUCGUAAUGCACUGGAAACUGUUGCACUUCUGAAUAUAGAGUUAGAGAAAUAUGAUCCAGCUUUAGUGAUGAAGCCGACGAUCAUUACUCUGAACAAAAUAGAUUUACCCAAUGGUGAACAGAAAGCUAAUGAAUUGGUUUCAAUUCUGGAAAAGGAAAAUUGGCCAGAUGCAUUACCAGAAGAGAUGCGACCUACCAAGCCAUUAUCUGUAAAAGCAGUAAUACCGAUUGCAGCGAAGGAUCGCCGGUUAGGUGAUUUGAAAAAACAGCUGAAAUUUCUCUAUAAACGAUUGCAUCCUUUAUCAGUGCCAAACAUUGGUUCCAUUAAAAAAACUGUACUUGCUUGA